AACUAAACAAAGAGCAGAAAAUGUAAAAUUGAAUGAAUGGCAUGGACUUUAAAGAAAAACAGAUUUAAAGAUGUAAGUCAUUAAAAGCAGCAAUCAACAGCAAAGCAAAUAUGGCUCAUUUGAUAGCAGCAAGCUACCCCAACAUAUCAGGAAAACUCUGCGCAGAGAUUUCAUGUGGAUUUACUGCUACUCUUUCUAGACCAGCAAGGAGGACUAAAUUGAAAAUGAUUCAUUUUGAGGGGCAGUUUGAGAGAUCAGAAAGUAAGGCUAGUUGUUGUGUGGUGCAUUGCUGCAGUACCAGUUCAUCAAGCUCAUCAGCUGCUGAGGAAGUUGGGUUUGUGGGGAGUGGGAAAUUUGGUAUUGAUAGAAAGGGAGAGUUUAAGUAUUUGGUGAGUGAGUUUGGUUGGAAGGUGAGGAGUUUGUUUAGGAAUGGAGAUGAGGUGAGAAGGGCAGCUCAAGUUCAAGCUGAAGCAUUCCAUGAGCCUGUGUUUCUCUUCAAUGAUCUCUUCUUCCAAUUCUUCCAGGCUGAAGUGCUUUCUGGGCUUGUAUAUAAACUUAGGAACUCACCUCCGAAUAGGUAUGCCUGUUUGGUUGCUGAGCCUACACUUGACACUUCCAACUCACAAGAAGACCUUGUGGGUGUAGUGGAUGUUACGGUGUCGAGAGACCGGGAUGUGCUUCAGCAUCUGCCGUCGGAGGUAGAGGAAUAUCUUUACGUGUCUGGGAUAGCUGUUUUGAAGAGUUUCAGGAGGAAGAAAGUAGGGAGUGUUCUGCUGAAAGGGUGUGAUGUGCUCUCAGUUGAAUGGGGUUUCGAGUAUCUUGCUCUCCGGGCUUAUGAGGAUGAUUUGGGUGCUCGCCAAUUGUACUCCAGUGCAGGCUACCGAGUUGUCUCAGGUGAUCCCCCAUGGCUGUCUACUUGGUUUGGAAGAAAACGCCGCGUUCUCAUGAUCAAACACUCUAAACUAACUUAAUUAUUUCAAACUAAAAUCAUUGUAUUGUGGUUUUUUUUCUUUUAUUUAAUUCGAUUGUAAUUAGGUGUCCACACCCCUUUAAACUGGAGUAAUUAUUAUAUUUAUCUUCAUUUUC
Molecule: messenger RNA, 1086 nt
Organism: Prunus avium (sweet cherry)
Lineage: Eukaryota; Viridiplantae; Streptophyta; Magnoliopsida; Rosales; Rosaceae
Product: Acyl-CoA N-acyltransferases (NAT) superfamily protein
Biological process (GO): mitotic sister chromatid cohesion
Cellular component (GO): NatA complex
Molecular function (GO): N-acetyltransferase activity
Source: RefSeq, a predicted model, not a curated record